Esox lucius (northern pike) is the source of this 1605-nucleotide messenger RNA. RefSeq names its product proline-rich extensin-like protein EPR1. NCBI's taxonomy places the organism in Eukaryota, Metazoa, Chordata, Actinopteri, Esociformes, Esocidae. Bases 1 to 1605 code for a protein of 534 amino acids. The record is from RefSeq and is a predicted model, not a curated record. The transcript has 3 exons.
AUGCUUCUGGAGAAAAUUGGCCAUGACAAGACAAGCACAGCAGAAAGCCCCAUACACAGCAGGCCUCCUUACUUUGGUCCAGAGCCUCUCCACACCUCACCCCUGUACUCCACACCCCUCCACACCCCUGUACUCCACACCUCACCCCUGUACUCCACACCCCUCCACACCUCACCCCUGUACUCCACACCCCUCCACACCUCACCCCUGUACUCCACACCCCUCCACACCUCGCCCCUCUACUCCACACCCCUCCACACCUCACCCCUGUACUCCACACCCCUCCACACCUCACCCCUGUACUCCACACCCCUCCACACCUCGCCCCUCUACUCCACACCCCUCCACACCUCGCCCCUGUACUCCACACCCCUCCACACCUCACCCCUGUACUCCACACCCCUCCACACCUCACCCCUGUACUCCACACCCCUCAACACCUCGCCCCCUCUAAUCCUCACCUCUCCACCCCAGGCCCCUCCACACCCCUGCCCCUCCACACCCCUGUACUCCACACCCCUCCACACAUCACCCCUGUACUCCACACCCCUCCACACCUCACCCCUGUACUCCACACCCCUCCACACCUCACCCCUGUACUCCACACCCCUCCACACCUCGCCCCUCUACUCCACACCCCUCCAUACCUCGCCCCUCUACUCCACACCCCUCAACACCUCGCCCCUCUACUCCACACCCCUCCAUACCUCGCCCCUCUACUCCACACCCCUCAACACCUCGCCCCCUCUAAUCCUCACCCCUCCACCCCACGCCCCUCAACACCUCGCCCCCUCUAAUCCUCACCCCUCCACCCCACGCCCCUCAACACCUCACCCCUCUACUCCACACCCCUCCACUCCACACCCCUCCACACCUCACCCCUCUACUCCUCACCCCUCCACACCUCGCCCCUCUACUCCACACCCCUCCACACCUCGCCCCUCUACUCCACACCCCUCCACACCUCGCCCAUCUACUCCUCACCCCUCCACACCUCGCUCCUCUACUCCUCACCCCUCCACACCUCACCCCUCUACUCCACACCCCUCCACACCUCACCCCUCCACACCUCGCCCCUCUACUCCUCACCCCUCCACCCCACGCCCCUCCACACCUUGCCCCUCUACUCCUCAACCCCUCCACACCUCGCCCCUCUACUCCUCACGCCUCCCCCCCACGCCCCUCCACACCUCGCCCCUCCACCCCACGCCCCUUCACCCCACACCCCUCUACUCCUCACCCCUCCACCCCACACCCCUCCACACCUCGCCCCUCUACUCCCGCCCCUCUACUCCACACCCCUCCACCCCACUCUCCUCCACACCACACCCCUCUACUCCACGCCCCACCACCCCAUACCCCUCCACACCUCUCCACACCUCGCCCCUCUACUCCCGCCCCUCUACUCCACACCCCUCCACCCACUCUCCUCCACACCACACCCCUCUACUCCACGCCCCACCACCCCAUACCCUUCCACGCCCCUCCACACCUCGCCCCCCACCUCACGCCCAUCUGCCUCACACCCCUCCACCUCACACCACUCCGCACCACUCCAAACUCCUCCACUUCACACCAUCCAAUGAAGUUGCAAGUAAUUUAUGA